AUGCGUCGACCCCACGUCCUCGCCCUCGUCCUCGUCCUCGGUCUCACCGUCGUCCACACCGCGCGCGCGGACGCACGGCGACGCCACGUUCGACGCGGCGUCGCCCCGAUCGAUCAUCAUCGUUUCACCGAGACACACACAACGUUCCAGUGCGACGACGCAUCGACCGUGAUCUCGAUCGAUCGCGUGAACGAUGAGUACUGCGAUUGCGUCGACGGGAGCGACGAGCCCGGGACGUCGGCGUGCGCGGGACGAGGGAACGACCGGGGGUUUUAUUGCGUCAACGCGGGCGGCGUCGCGACGCGCGUCCCGGCGUCGAGAGUGGACGACGGCGUGUGCGAUUGCUGCGAUGGAAGCGACGAAGACGGCGAGAUGGGAUCGGUGAAGUGCGCGAACACGUGCGGGGAAGAGGCGCGAGCGAGGCGAGAGGGAUUGAUGAAGACGUUGAGGGAGGCGACGCGAGGCGAGCGGCGACGGGCGAAGGAGGCGGACAAGGCGAGAGGACGGCGAGAGGAAUGGAAGCGAGAGCGAGACGCGCUGGAGGAGAAGAUUGGAGAGAAACGAAAGCGGGUCGAUAAACUCUUGCGAGAGGCGGAGGAGGCGGAGGCGGAGGAGCGGAAGAUUCGUGAGGAGGAAGAGGCGAAGCGAAGGACUCUGGAGGAGAUGAAAUCGAACGACGACGCGCCGAACGACGACGCGCCGAACGACGACGCGCCGAACGCGGCGGCGACGACGAAUGGAAACGAUGAGGGCGAUGAUGAGAACGGACGCCCGACGGAGGAGACGACCGCGGGCGAAGACGCGGGGGAAAUCAUAGGGGAGACGGAUGAGGAGCGAGGCAAACGCAUCGCGAGUCAAUGGAUUUCCAACGACGACGCCCCUCCAGAGAGCGCCGAGGAAACCGGCGAGGACGACGGGAACGACGCGCCGAUCGAUGCACGCGUUGACGAGGGCGACGCAGACGACGUCGUCUCGUCCGGACGGUCUAAACUCCGUUCGAUGUUCGAUCGCGCGAGACGACUACUCAAGCCGAGCAGGGACGAGGCGCUCGCCGCGCAGGCGUCGAAGAGACGAGACGCGCACGACGCCGCGCGCAGAGAGCUCGACGACAUGAACGAUAAGCUCGAUGAACUUCGAGCAAAGGUGGAUCGCGACUACGGUCCCGACGACGUCCUCAUCUCCCUCUCGGGACAGUGCUUUGAGCAGAAGAUUGACAAGUACACGUACAGCGCGUGUCCGUUCGGCGAGGCCAAGCAGGACGACGUCCGGCUCGGUAAGAACGUCGCCGUGCGCGUCGACGACGCCACCGGAUCCAUGACUCUCAAGUUUGAAAACGGCGAGGGAUGUUGGAACGGGCCGAGUCGCUCGCUCGCGCUCGCGCUCGAGUGCUCGGACGAGAACCGUCUGGCGAGCAUCGAGGAGCCGUCUCGAUGCGAGUACGCGGGCGUGUUCCACACCCCAUUCGCGUGCUCGCCCACGAUGGUGUCCAAUCUCGAAAACGAGCUCGCCGAGCUCGAUCGCGUCGUCGCCGCCGCGUCCCGCGACGCGUCCCGCGAUGAAUUGUAA
Molecule: messenger RNA, 1566 nt
Organism: Ostreococcus tauri
Lineage: Eukaryota; Viridiplantae; Chlorophyta; Mamiellophyceae; Mamiellales; Bathycoccaceae
Product: Low-density lipoprotein (LDL) receptor class A repeat
Exons: 1
Coding region: 1-1566 (521 amino acids)
Biological process (GO): N-glycan processing
Cellular component (GO): glucosidase II complex
Source: RefSeq, a predicted model, not a curated record